AUCUAAUUUAGUUCACGAGAAAAAUCAAAAAUAAAACGGCUCCUAAAUUUUUGUUCGCCACUGGAUGUCUUAGUCGACAAAAAAAAAAUCGGCUUAAAAUCUUGCUUAUCAACUGUUCAGUCUCAUUGUUAUUAUUUUGUGUUGUCUUUCAUAUCUCUCGAACGAAUACGAAUCACAUAAUAUUAUAUAUAUAUAUUGUACAUUUAAAUAAUCAUAAAAUAUCUAAAUUAUUUUUCUUUUAUUUAGAAUAUUUUCUUAUUCAACUAUGUUUAAAAUAAAACAAUGAAUAAUAGUUAUUUUAUAAAUAUUAAUCAAUCAGUUAUUAAUAAUUCAAACUGUAUUAGUGAUUAUAUUUUAUUAGAAUUUAAACGUAUUGUUGAAGGUUGGAUAUUAUCAUUUAUUUGUAUAUUUGGUAUUGGUGGUAAUAUGUUAACUUGUAUUAUAUUAUCUAAUUCACGUAUGCGUGAAUCAUCAACAAAUAUUUAUUUAUUAGCAUUAUCAUUUAUAAAUAUACUUGUUUUAAUUGGAUUUUUAUUAUCACACGGUUUAAGAUCAAUAUUAUAUGAUUAUAGUUUAUAUUGUACAAAUACAAAUUCUUAUCCACUUUCAACAAUAUAUGAAUUAUUUUAUACAAAAAUAUUUCUUUAUAUAUUUCCAAUUCAUAUUACAUGUAUAUUAAUGUCAAUAUAUUUAACAGCAUCCGUUACUAUUGAUAGAUUUAUACUUAUAUGUUUACCAUGUACUAUUCAAAAAUAUCGUACAAAAUCAAAUUCAAUUAAAAUUAUUUUAUGUGUAUUUAUAUUUUGUAUUAUAUAUUGUUUACCAUUUUGGUUUGAAUUUACAAAUGAAUAUGAAAAAGUAAUUAUAAAUUCUACAAUUAUUUUUAUAAAGACUCGUAAAUUAUUAGUUAUGUCUACAUUUGGUAAACAUCCUUUAUAUCGAUUAUUAAUGAGAAAAUAUUUAUAUUUUAUAUUUGUUUUUUUAUUACCAUUAUCUAUAUUAAUAUUUUGUAAAGCAUGUAUAAUAAGAAGACUUAUAUCAGCACGU
Messenger RNA from Didymodactylos carnosus, 1047 nucleotides. The record is from the annotation of a GenBank genome assembly. NCBI's taxonomy places the organism in Eukaryota, Metazoa, Rotifera, Eurotatoria, Philodinida, Philodinidae.